AUGUGCGAAGAUGGCCAAAGAAGAGAAGGCCAAGAAAGAAGAUGCUGCCAAGAAAAAGAUGCUGCCAAGAAAGAAGCCGAAGCUAAGAAAAAGUGUGAAGAAAUGGCCUUACAGGAAAAAUGUGACAAGAUGGCCAAAGAGGAGAAGGCCAAGAAGGAUUCCGGCAAAAAAGGAGACAAGAAGAAAGAUUCGGGCAAGGAUGGAGACAAGAAAGGUUCGGGCAAAGGAGACAAAAAGAUUCGGGCAAAGGUGGAGACAAGAAAGAUUCGGGUAAAGAUUCAGGCAAAGGAGGCAAGAAAAAGGGUGCCGGCAAGAAAGAAGAUGCUGCCAAGAAAGAAGCCGAAGCAAAGAAAAAGUGUGAAGAAAUAG
This is a messenger RNA of Drosophila serrata, 369 nucleotides long. Its product is annotated as axoneme-associated protein mst101(3)-like. NCBI's taxonomy places the organism in Eukaryota, Metazoa, Arthropoda, Insecta, Diptera, Drosophilidae. The record is from RefSeq and is a predicted model, not a curated record.